CAUCAAAUAACAAGUUCCCGUGAAAUGAGACUGAUUGGUUACAAAGGCUUAUAAGAGUGUCUUUGGCGGUGGAUAAUGGUGGUGCCGCAUUAGCAAAAUGAAGGCGAUAAACUGUGGGUUGUAUAUAUUGCUAGUUUCAAUUAUAUUUAUUCUACUACUUGAGUCUGAAGUGUCUCACGGAGGGAAGAUAAAGAGACAUAAGACAAAAAAAGCAUUAACACAGUCAAAAAAUGUUGAGAAGUCUUCAGCAGAUACGCAAACCAGUUCAAAGAUUAAAAAGGCAACUGAGCGUAAACGUAGAGUGUUACCCGCCUCGCAAAAAGCAAGUGCUAAAAAUUCAAAUCUGCACAAACACAAAGGUCGGAAAAUAAAACAUAAAAAUCACAAAAAGAAUUUGAAAUUCCAAACUUUAGCUAACGAACCGACGGCAUUAGCAACUACUGUACCUCCACAAAUAGACGAGGAGCUAAAAACUGAAGAAAAAUCGACCCAAAAUAUCGCCGCGUUUGUAAAUGAUGAAGCAGUCGUUCCUGGAUGGAUCCCUCAUGUCGCAAAGCGAAAAUGUGGAACAUGUUUUUGGCAGGAAUGUCCUACCAUUGAUGUAAUGAAACGUCACUGCCCUUCUGGUAUUGUUCGGGAUCAAUGUAACUGCUGUGCUCAGUGCGCGAGUGGUGUUGGAAUGCCGUGCUACAUGACUUCAUUUGCCCCUAUUUGGCUGCCGCCGUGCGGCGACGACUUGGAAUGCAUCCCGGCUUAUGGCGAAGCGGACUUUGACGACGAAAACCAAACUCCUUCGUGGGGCAGUAACAGAAAUUCUGAAGGUAUUUGUUCCUGCACUGAACGAACUACCGUGUGUGGAAGCAACAAUGCAACCUACGAAAAUGUUUGUGAAUUCAGAGAAUCUGCUGCUAGAUUGAAAUCGCAAAAAAUAUCGAUCAGUAUUUCACACCCUGGUCCAUGCAACACGGUUCCGACAAUUGAUUCUGCACCGCAAAAUACCGUUUCGCAAACGGGGGACGUCGUUUCAUUUCGAUGUGAAACGUCGGGAUUCCCUCUGCCUAGAAUCCAAUGGUUUAAGACCAAGAAAGAGAAGCGAAAAACGGAAGAAAUAGAACUUCCGGGAUACCUAAAUCACGCCGUUACGCAAAUGAGAGGCGGACCUGGGAAGUAUCAGCUCACAACUUGGCUAACUUUGGAUAAAGUUAGAGAAACUGACAUCGGAGAUUACAUUUGCAGAUCUACGAAUGAAUACGGGACAGCUGACGGUUCCGCUACCCUAACAAUAAACAGACUGUGACGCUUUAUGUCAACUUUGGAAUAAUUUAAAACCGUAAUAUUUCUGUGAUCGGAGUGUCUAAAUUUUUUUGUUAUAUAUUAAUUUUUGAGUCUGUUGUUCGCUGUUAGUACAACUGUGAAAAGAUGGAAGAAUCAUUACACUCUCAAAUUGAA
Molecule: messenger RNA, 1449 nt
Organism: Styela clava
Lineage: Eukaryota; Metazoa; Chordata; Ascidiacea; Stolidobranchia; Styelidae
Product: kazal-type serine protease inhibitor domain-containing protein 1-like
Biological process (GO): regulation of signal transduction; regulation of cell growth
Cellular component (GO): extracellular region
Molecular function (GO): insulin-like growth factor binding
Source: RefSeq, a predicted model, not a curated record